AUGUCAACCCUCUUCACAAUCCCCAUCUCUGCGACAGGAGGCAGCAUCGUCUGCUCGAACCCGACCUCCUCGAACGAGGACAAGAACAUCUACAUCCUCACAUUCGCAUCGGGGAAGGACAACCGCUUGAUUCCCGCGUUUAUUGACGCGCUGCUCCUUGCGCUGGAUAUCAUUGAGCACCGGUAUCCGAAAGGUGUGGUCGUUACGACGAGCGGAAUCCAGAAGUUCUACAGCAAUGGAUUAGACCUGGAAGUUGCGAUGAGCACGGAGGGAUUCACACAGAAGUGGCUGUGGAAGCUGUUCCGUCGGUUCUUGACCUACCCUAUGCCAACAAUCAGCCUGUUGAACGGACACUCCUUCGCCGCCGGCUUCAUGCUAGCCAUGUACCACGACUACCGCAUCCAAAACCCAUCCAAGGGCUUCCUCUGCAUCAACGAGCUUGACUUCGGCGUCCCCUUACAAGCCCCAAUGAUGACUAUCUUCCGAGAGAAGCUCACACCCGCGACAUUCCGCGACGUCGUCCUGGGUGCGAAGCGAUUCCCUGGUUCUGAGGCAUUGCAGCGGGGGAUUGUUGAUGGCGUUGGGGGAUUGGAGGAGACGGUGAAGUUCAUUAAGGAAAGGGGGUUGCAGACGAAGGCGGAUACGGGGAUUUAUGGGACUAUGAAGGAGGAGAUGUAUCGGGGGUCGUUGGGGGUUUUGGAUAAUGAUGAGGCGAAUUUGGAGUGGAGGGAGAAGGUCGAGGAGAGGAAUGAUGGGUUGAGGGAGGAGGGGAGGAAGAGUGUUAAGGCAUGGGAGGGGAAGGCUAAGUUGUGA
This is a messenger RNA of Aspergillus chevalieri, 813 nucleotides long. Its product is annotated as enoyl-CoA hydratase/isomerase family protein. The transcript is spliced from 2 exons. Gene Ontology annotation, biological process: fatty acid beta-oxidation. Gene Ontology annotation, molecular function: enoyl-CoA hydratase activity; delta(3)-delta(2)-enoyl-CoA isomerase activity. The record is from RefSeq and is a predicted model, not a curated record. Lineage: Eukaryota; Fungi; Ascomycota; Eurotiomycetes; Eurotiales; Aspergillaceae. Gene Ontology annotation, cellular component: peroxisome. Bases 1 to 813 code for a protein of 270 amino acids.